UAGUGUACAGUGCUAGUAUAAUAGAAGAUCAUAUUAUUUACGCCCUUAAGAUAUUGUUUGGAGAAGUUGGAGCUGCUUUGCCAUUUCAGGUUACAAGUGUGGAUUCUGGUACCCGUGAAAUCCACAUCAUUAUCGACAAAAUAUAUUUACAAAAAUUCAGGAGUGCGCUGACUCUGCAGGACCAGUACCAAGGAGUAUCUUGCUGUUUCACUACUCUUAAAAUUCAACAACUAGAUACAAUUUAAUCGAUCAAUCAAACUCAAACAAAACCUAAAAACAGAAGGAAAAAAUGGCGCGUAACAGUGAAAAGGCAAUGACAGCUCUGGCUAGGUGGAGACGAGGGAAGGAGGAGGAGGAAGGAAUUAUCAGCAAGAAAAAUGAAAAACGUCCAUACCUCGCCACAGAGUGUGAUAACCUUGGGGAAGCUGAACGAUGGAGGGGACAGGUUAUUCGUGAGAUUUCCAAGAACGUGACAGCUAUUCAGAACGCUGGUCUGGGAGAGUUCAGGAUUAGAGAUCUUAAUGAUCACAUUAACAAACUUCUCAGGGAGAAAAUGCAUUGGGAAACAAGGAUUCGAGAGUUGGGAGGGAAAAGCUAUUCCUCGAAGGGAGCACGAAUGUUGGAUAGAGAAGGUAAAGAGGUACCAGGGAACCGUGGAUACAAGUACUUCGGAGCUGCGAGAGAUUUACCGGGAGUUAGAGAACUAUUUGAUACAGACGUUGCCCCGUCAGGGAAGAAAACAAGGGCAGAGUUAAUGAAGGAUGUGGACGCUCAGUACUACGGAUUCAGGGAUGACGACGAUGGACUUCUUGUGCCAAUGGAGGUCGUUGCAGAAAAGAAUGCGAUUAAUGCAGCCAUCCAGGAGUACAAGGAAAAGAAAGGUAUGGCCGAAGAUGAUGAUGACGUUGACAUUUACCUCAAAGACGACAAGGGCGAGGACGAGGCUCUCCAGGAGGCCAUGGAGGCCGGGAAGGAAGGAAGGUUUAUGGCUCAUGUUCCUAUUCCAACUCAAAGGGAUAUUGAGGAGGCGCUCCUUCGAAGAAAGAAGCAAGAGCUUCUGGAACUCCUGGCCAUAGACGACACGUUGGAGGAUAUCGAGAAGGAAAGUGGUGUGGAGAAAAAAGAAAUAAAACCUGAAGAUGUUCCGGAGAUAAAAGAGAUUGUUAAACCUGCACAUGUUGUCCUUCCAGACUUGGACACAGAGAUGGGAGAGGUCAAACCACCGGGGGACGAAUAAAAAUAUUUCCAAGACAAAUAAAUCUCGUAUUUAAUUAAAUGAAGUAAACCCCCAUUCUCAUCGAAAUUUUCAAUGAUCUUAAGAGAUAUAGGGUAAACAUAAUUCUAUUCUCUCAGAAAACAAACUUUUUAUUUCAUCGCGUUUUUUAAUUUCAGAAA
Molecule: messenger RNA, 1395 nt
Organism: Eurytemora carolleeae
Lineage: Eukaryota; Metazoa; Arthropoda; Copepoda; Calanoida; Temoridae
Product: pre-mRNA-splicing factor ISY1 homolog
Exons: 10
Coding region: 290-1237 (315 amino acids)
Biological process (GO): mRNA 3'-splice site recognition; generation of catalytic spliceosome for second transesterification step
Cellular component (GO): Prp19 complex; post-spliceosomal complex; post-mRNA release spliceosomal complex
Source: RefSeq, a predicted model, not a curated record